ACGAAAUUUCCAAUAGUACCCUUCGUUCCCACAUGUUUCCCUAUUUUCUUCCCAGAAAAACCAGAUCCACCCAACCUCCUUCCUCCUCUUUCUUCUGUUCCCGAAGAACACAACAAACCAACGAAUCUAUGUUGGACAUGUCGGAAUCUUUACUAACGGCGAUGUACAGUUGGUUCACACCGACAGUACUCUUCGUCUUCCUCAACCUAAUGAUUGGUACCAUUGCAAUUAGCUCCUCUUUAUCUUCCAAAUCAAACGAUCCAAAUCAAACUCAGAUCCAACGCUCUCCUUCCGUUAUUCACCGUCUCAAAUCCAUAAACUUCUCCUCCUUCACUUCACCAGACAAAUCUCAUCUCGAGUUUCCUUCUUCGACAACUUCUGACAAUAACAUCAACAACAACAACGAACUCGCUUCGAUCGAACAGAAUCAGCCUUUUCUCUCUAGAUCUCCUUCUGUUCUUCACCGAAUCAAGUCUUUCAAUCUAUACAACUACAUUUCUCAAGAACCCACCACCGUCGCUGAAUCUCCGCCGCCAACGGUGACCGUCAACGCAAAACAAGAAGAAGAACUAGUAGAAGAAGAAGAGACAAGCCCGAGUCUUGAAGAGGUUUACAGUAAGCUGAAUCUGAACCACGUGGCUCGGACGAAAUCUGACACCGAGCCAGCUGCAGGAAUCAUCCCACCGAAACUUCCCAAGAAGAUGAAGAAAUCAGCGAGUACCAAAUCUCCUUUCUCUCACUUCGUGGAAGACGAAAUCUCUGUCGAGGCUCGUCGGCCGGAGACUGUUAGAGUGACGAAAGUGACGACGGUUGAAGAAGCUGAUGAAGAAGUUGACGCGAAGGCUGAUGAUUUCAUCAAUCGUUUCAAGCAUCAAUUGAAGUUGCAGAGGAUCGAUUCAAUCGCUAAGUACAAGGGGAUGGUGAAGAAAAGAAACGACAAGUGAAAAUUGAAAGCAAAAAACAAACAAACAAACAAAACUUAUGGGUUUGUUUCUUAAUUAUGUAUUAAUUUGUGGACUUGUUUUUUGAAAAUUCUUAAUUUUGUUAGGAUUUCGUCUUCCUCGACUGCAAGUUUCACUGUAUAUUUUUCCACGGAACUGUUUCCUUUUUCUUCCUGACGAGAUAAAAAAUUGCGAAAAAAUUUCUA
This is a messenger RNA of Eutrema salsugineum, 1147 nucleotides long. RefSeq lists its product as uncharacterized. NCBI's taxonomy places the organism in Eukaryota, Viridiplantae, Streptophyta, Magnoliopsida, Brassicales, Brassicaceae. The record is from RefSeq and is a predicted model, not a curated record.